Molecule: messenger RNA, 677 nt
Organism: Moneuplotes crassus
Lineage: Eukaryota; Ciliophora; Spirotrichea; Euplotida; Euplotidae
Source: the annotation of a GenBank genome assembly
CAUAAUUUUAACAUGGAGGAAACUAAGAUCAGACAUCAUUUAUUUACAACUGAAACACCUGUAAUCAAGGUGAAUGAUAAAGGCAAAUCUCAAAGGAGAAAGCUCAGAUUUACUGAGGACAAGAUGAUAGUGAUUAAAAACAAAAAGAACGAACGAAGGAGAACAUCCUACCGAGACAUCACAGGGGUCAGCUUCACUGCUGCCUCACAUACUCCUCAGUUCGUUAUCCAUAAUAAGGAAGGAGACCUGAGGUUCGAGUGUGAAUACAAUGAAGAUGACCCUCAGUCAGAUUUACUCGUGAAAUUAAGAUACAUCCAUGAAUUCUUACUCCAGUGGGAUCCAAGUCAUAACGUCUCGUUCUUUUCAGUCAAAAUGUCUGACUUGAAGAUAUAUCAUAAUACUAAAAAGGCAUAUAAGAGAAUACUUCUUUCAUUUUCCCAAAUGUACGCUGAGCAGUGACAAUAGCGUUCUUAGACUAUGUCGACGAACUCCCAGUGCCUACAAGCAACCGGAGGUAUGAGUAUCAAAGAGACAAGUUCCAGAAUGCCAGAUUCUAUGAGGAAUCAAUGAACUUGGCCAAAAGAAUGACGAUUCCAAGGAUGAGACUCUCAACGUAUAGAGAGAGACAUUAGCCAACAAAGGCACUGAUUUCAUAAUUUGUACCAUAAUACUUUAAC